UGCUGGAGGGAGACAACUGCGUGUUUGACGGGAUGAUUUACCGCAACGGGGAGACGUUCCAGCCCAGCUGCAAGUACCAGUGCACCUGCCGAGAUGGACAGAUCGGCUGCCUGCCCCGCUGUAACCUGGACCUGCUGCUCCCCGGCCCCGACUGCCCUUUCCCCAGAAAAAUCGAAGUCCCUGGAGAGUGCUGUGAGAAGUGGAUCUGUGACCCUAAAGAUGAAGUGAUUUUGGGAGCCUACAGACAAGAGGCCACACUCGGGAUCGACGUGUCGGAUUCAAGUGCCAAUUGUAUUGAGCAGACGACAGAAUGGAGUGCUUGUUCCAAAAGUUGCGGAAUGGGCUUUUCCACUCGUGUUACCAACAGAAAUCAGCAGUGUGAGAUGGUGAAGCAGACACGGCUUUGCAUGAUAAGACCUUGUGAAAAUGAAGAGCCGUCUGACAAGAAAGGGAAGAAAUGUGUCCGAACAAAGAAGCCCCUGAAGGCUGUUCGCUUUGAACACAAGAACUGCACCAGCGUGCAGACGUACAAACCUCGUUACUGUGGCCUCUGCAGUGAUGGGCGAUGCUGCACCCCACACAACACCAAAACGAUUCAAGUUGAGUUCCGCUGUCCUCAGGGCAAAGUCCUAAAAAAGCCAAUGAUGUUGAUCAACACCUGUGUCUGCCAUAAUAACUGUCCUCAGAGUAACAAUGCUUUCUUCCAGCCGUUGGAUCUGACGUCUAGUGAAUCAAAAAUAUGA
Eurypyga helias (sunbittern) is the source of this 743-nucleotide messenger RNA. It is a transcript of the gene CCN3, whose product is annotated as nephroblastoma overexpressed. Gene Ontology annotation, molecular function: heparin binding; integrin binding. The record is from RefSeq and is a predicted model, not a curated record. NCBI's taxonomy places the organism in Eukaryota, Metazoa, Chordata, Aves, Eurypygiformes, Eurypygidae. Gene Ontology annotation, biological process: signal transduction; cell adhesion. Gene Ontology annotation, cellular component: extracellular matrix. The annotation marks the transcript as partial. The transcript is spliced from 3 exons.